Molecule: messenger RNA, 19877 nt
Organism: Spirometra erinaceieuropaei
Lineage: Eukaryota; Metazoa; Platyhelminthes; Cestoda; Diphyllobothriidea; Diphyllobothriidae
Source: the annotation of a GenBank genome assembly
AUGAGUCAGUUAGAACAGCUCCCUCCUGACAAUUGGUGUUUAGCCUAAUCUUUCGUUUAUCGGAGUAAUAAUUUCAUGAAUAAUGAACCUCCAUUUAUAUUUUAGGUCCUACGGGAUUUCUGACAGAAAUCAAUCUUUCCUCCCUUAAUAACUACAAGAAAUUAGCCGUGUUUGGAGAUAUCUGGCUCAUCACAUUUUUUGUCCAAAACUGCGUUCUUCCAAAACCGUUGGCAGGUAUAAACAAAUCCGUCACGACUACAUUUGGUAAACUCUUGACAAGUUCGGUUAAAUUAUAAAGAACAUCAAAAGAAAACAUUGGAUAGACUUAGAGUUCUUUAGUCGCUUAAGGUAAAACUUAACCCGCCUCACCUGUAAACCACACAUGCAUUGUUUCAGGUGAAGUUAUUCUGGAACCCUCGUUACCUUUGUCAAGGUUUAUGAAAGGACAUGACGUGGUUAACAUUACCUUUGCAGCGGUUGGAAGAUUAGGCAAUCUUGCAGUAAGUUGAUGUUAUAAAAUUCUGAUAGUGCUUUGAAAAAAUUUUAAGAAAAGAUUAUUUUAUACUAAAACGCAUUUGUAUAACGCCAGGGCGGCUAGUAUAGUGACUUACGUUAGCAUAUAUACAUCAUGAAAUGCAGAUGAAUAGGUAUUAUCUAAUACACUAUAUUUUGCCAGAUGACCGAACGACAAGAACUUGCUGUUUGUAGAAAUCUGCAUUUAAGCUUUAACAUAAUGCGGAUUAGACCAUGAAGAUUUUUGUCCAUCAUUAAGCCAGUAUGGAAUUGAACAAUUUGACUAACCCUGUUUUAUCGUUAUUAACCAAAGUAAUUACAUCUUCUCGAACAUCAGUCCUUCUUUUCAAAUGUUGGUUUGACAAUCAAUUACUAUGCGGAUGUGUAUAUUGAGUGCACAACAAAUCUAGAGAUUGACGAUUUCUCCAGUAGAAUGCGGCGUACAUUUGCAACGUACGCUUUUAUCUUUAAAUUUACCAUCGCACGCCAUCUGAACAGCUUAGCUUUAUACGCGAACACAUACAGUAGGUGGACUAACUCACGAAAUGUCGACCGAAAUUCUGAAAUGCGUCUUCUUUUCGAAAAGAUUAAUUAAAUAGGGUUGUAAAACUAAUCAUCAUGCAGCAUAAUUCUAUAAAAAUUCAGUUACCCCAGGAUGCUGACUUUCGAAAGAACUUCUUUUCGGCUGCAUGCAAAAACAUACUCUCGAAAAAGGACUACUUAAGUAGCAUGCUUUUUUCUCGCUACUUUUCGCUGGCCUUAAAAAUUAAAUUAUAUUUCACAAAGACACAAAAAUAUUCAUUAUUUUGGCAAUUCAGUAGAAACAUACGUCUUCCAUCAAUGUUAUACUGGAGAGAAGGGUAUAAUUCCGUUUUAAAAAGUUUCUUAUUUUGAGAUUUCUUAAUACCGUGAAAUGGCCGUUCAUAAAACGUCAUGUUUCUGCACUUGCCAAUUUGGCUUGUAAAGUUAACAGUAUGGCUCAAAUCCACUGCUAAAUUUUUGAACUCCAUAUGAUCUCCUCUUAACACUGUAAAGAAAUGUAUGGUUUUCAAUACGCGGAAAAUACACUCCUUGUAGUUUUGAAACCCUGAAUGCAAAGGUAACUGCAGGUCGGAUUUAAAAUUACUCGAGAAUUGAGAAAGUUUUUGCAAAUCAAAUUAUGUCAUUUCUUCGAGUAUACAAUUGCAAGAAGACGUAAUUUUUUACCGAAUGAGCAGAAGAAUCAAUAUUUGUAUGCAUGUUUCCCACGUUAUAUAAUUGGUUGCUUAAGGACAUUGAAAAUCAGUGAGAAAAAUACAUGUGAAUUAAGCAAUCAUUUUUAUAGAGUAUAGUUUUUGCAUGCAACCAAAAAGGUUUUGUUCGAAAGCCGGCAUUCUGAGGUAACUGAAUUAUUAUAGAAUUAUGUUGCACAAUGAUUAGUUUUACAACCCUACUUAAUAAAUAUUUUCAAAACGAAGACUCAUUUCGGAAUUUUGGUGAACAUUUCAUGAGUGAGCCCUAGUAGUGUAUGUGUCAAAAUUCUAAUUGUUUUCGGACGUUCCCAAGACCCAAAUCAGUCAUUUGACAGUAUAAUCUGCACGAAAAUGAGACUUAAUGUGAUAUGCGUGGAGGGUAAUCCGCAGUGAUCUGUCCAAUUUUAACAUGCAUGCGACAGUUUGCCGAAUCAAAGCAACCUGAUCCUAAUUUUAAAGUUUAUUGCUGGUCAUUUUGGUUUGCACAUAUAGAAAGAAUGAUUCUUCUUGCAUUAUAGAUUAGAUUAUGGGAUAAAGAUGAGAUUCUCUGCAAUUGGAAAGACUCGGAGCUCAUUAGUGGAGAUCAUGAUUUUUGCCGUAAGUCUAUGUGUUUUUUCACAGCCGCAAACAACGAAACUUUUGGCUUCCUCUAUUUGUCGUGAACUUUCAGACCCGUACAGGAGUCCAUCGUCAGAGGUAAUAUCAGCAACAGAACAAGCGACAGUUAUAAGGCACGUAGGCCAAUCCUCGACCGACGGUGCAAGACUGGAGGUGACUACGCGGGGCUCUGUGCGCCGGCGCCAGAUGGAUAAAUCGAUUGACCGAGUUCUCAUCCGAGGCUCAGGCUUCAAUCAAUUCUUAGCCUGUUUUGUUUCCGGUUUUGUUACGUUUUCUGCACCGACGUCUCCAAUACGAACUAACACCACCAUGCCUGAGAUACAAAGCUCCCGUUAAUACGGCCAUGGGAAUAGAUGCUGUGAGACGGUUUUGUCAAACAGAUGACACGAGUUCUAGUCAAUGACUGUCACCGACGCUUGCAGAAGUACAAGGCUGAGAUCGAGGAGAACAGAAGGCAAUGUGUCCACACUCUCGGCGAUUCUAUCGCCGCAGAUCUUGGAAAGAAGAUCUCCGCUCUGGCACACCACAGGCAAGCCAAGAAGAGAGAAGUUUUUGAACGGAAACUGACUAAGCUAAAACCACCAGGCACAGAAAGCUCGAACUUGGUCCACAACUUCUCGUCUAAGCAGUUAACAGAACAGCAACUACGAGUGUUACAGCAUGAAACUUGUUUGAACACUGCAGAUAACGAUCCUGUCGACUUCAUUGCAGCCCAGGAAGCUAUGCUCGUGAGAAGUGAAACAUCCGACAUAACACUCCGUCCAACAACGUGUUACCUCCUUGCUGAUGACACACAGACCAACCAAAUGUAUUUCGCAGAGUGAGUCAAAGGCUAUGAGGGAACUGAGGAGGGACAACAGAAUUAUCAUUCUACCUGUUGACCAGGGACGAUCAACCGUCACGAUGAAUCGGGAAGACUACAAUGAAAUAUUUAAAGCCCUUCUCGAUGACAGAGAAUUUUACAGACCAGCGCAGAACUCACGAGCCAACGCAGUGGCAGAUCGGCCGAGUAAACUGCUUAGAAAAUACCGACUUAAAAAUAUGAUCACGGAGAACGAAUGGCACUAAAUGAAGACAACUGACACCGCUCUACCUCGAUUGUAUAGUCUGCCAAAAAUCCAUAAAGCAAAUGUCCCACUUCGGCCAACCGUUGCCCUAAAAGGCAACCUCACCUACAAUUUGGCAAAGUGGAUGUACUCAAAACCGAAAUUCCUCCAAGGCAAUUUGACUUUCUCAGUUCAAUCAGAUUCUCAAUUCCUGAUAGACCUCAGUGGUCGGAGGAUUUAAUCGGACGAAAUCAUGGUCUCUAUCGAUGUGACGUCGUUAUUCACAUCCAUCCCACCAAACUUGGUCCGCGAAGUCUUGCGCAAGAGACUUGAAGAGGAGUACGAUGAGACUCAGAAUGCACUUAAAAUUGAACACCUCAUGAGACUGUUUGAAUUCUGCCAACAAACUUUCUUCACUUUUGCUGAAGAGACCUAUGAACAAAUCAAGGGAACCCCAAAGGGGCUCACCGGUCUCCGGUUUAGUGGCAGAACUGGUCUUGCAGGAGUUAAAAAACAUUGUCUUUAUCCAUCAUAAACCGGUGUUUUGACGCCGUUACGUAGACGACACGUUCGUAAUCGUAAAGAAGAACAAGUUACAACAUUUCAACAGCCUGCUCAACGUAGUCUUCCCUGAUAUAAAAUUCACGAGUGAAGAAGAACAGGAACAGUAGUUGCCCUUCCUGAAUGUGCUUGUCAAACGAAGCCUUGACGGUGAAGUUAAAACGACGGUUUAUAGCAAGGCAACGAACACCACACAGCUUCUCAGUUUUCACAGUGGUUCACAAACGAAGCUGUGUGAAGACGCUCUUCAAAAAGAUCCAAACUCAUUGCAGCAAACUGGAGGACAGAGCACGUGAGACCCGUUAUCUCCGCGACCAAUUUGUGCAAUAUGGCUAUCCGAGGGCAUUCAUAAGUCGCUGCGUACGCGGUCGCCACAUGAGAACUCGAACAUCAACGCCACCGACGAUAUGGCAUUUCCUGCCAUACAUCAAGGGCGUUUCAGAAGCGACCGAGCGCAUCGCUGCGGAGCUAGGUGUUGGAAUUCCACACCGUCCCAAAGCCACCAUGCGCAAUAGGGUCAUGAAAAUCAAAGACCGGUUAAAGCCUGAAGAGCGAUCUGGAGUAGUGUAUCGCAUUUCGCGUCAAAAUUGUCCUUGUAACUACACAGGACAGACUGGGCGCAUGCUCGGAUCGCGCAGACACGAACAUAAGCUGGCUGUGCGACGAGGCGACGCAUUAUCGCAAGUGGCCGCCCACACCUACGAAAUGGGUCACGAGUUUAACUUCGCAGCCACCAAAAUAGUCGCCAACGCCGGAAACAAUACAGGCCGACAAUUGGUUGAAGCCUGGGCCCCGGAUGAGAACUCGGUCAAUCGAUUUAUCGAUCUGGUGCCGGCGUACAGAGCCCUGCGUAGUCACCUCCAGUCUUGCACCGUCGGUCGCUGCUUGGCCUACAUGCCUUAUAACUGUCGUUUGCUUUGUUGCUGAUAUUACCUCUGACGAUGGACUCCUGUACGAGUCUGAUAGCUCAGGACAAUAAACAAAGUGUCCCGGUGCUCGACUCUUCUUCUUCACUUAUGAAAUAAACAGCCAAACAGCAGUUCGAAAGUACACGAAGAGAAACUUCCAUGUUAUAAAUGUCCGUUGAAAAUAUUCAUUCCAUAGGCAAUGCGUUUUAGGACUAUGUGUUAACCCUCGUAUCCAGAAUCUGCAAUUAUAGCUCACAAAGUCUUCGAUCGCCUCCAAGAUAGACAGCCAACGACCGAUCUCAUGAAAUUCUGAAAUGCGUUUUCGAUUAGGAAUGACUACGUAGGUGGUGUUAUGAUGUUAGUCAUCACGCGGCAUAAUCCCUCUAUAUCUCAGCUGAGAGUCCGACCGAUGGUUUUACUAUUAUUGCGGCGCCUGUUCUCUAAUUGUCUAGACCGUAACGUUUAGGACGGUUCACGGAAGCCUUCUUUCAGCAUUUAAACCAGUCCAGGUAAUUUAAUGUUCUGUGACAGCUGAGAGGUCGGUUCACAAAUCACACCUCCAAUUUGUCAAUGCCGUUGGUUCUUUAGACUGAGGUAGUUGCACAGUUGAUCCGUUCAUGCGUUAUCUGGCUUGCGUCGAGACCGUGUGGAUACAUUAUUUUCUGUUUGAACAACAGACUGGCAAACCAAAUAAGAAGAAGAAUAACUCUCGCAACUGAAUGUCCUUUCAGAUUCCCAAUGUGAUACACUCCUCGACGAUAGGCAAUCACAUUAACGCGGUGUAGGAUACGUCGUAUCUUGAUGCUUACUUCUGGCCUCAGAGAGUGAGUACUGUGGAGUAGGCAUCAUGUUCAGAAAUGAUUUCAAAAGACCAAUUUCUGUCAGGGCGGUUAUGGUGAAUGUGACGUCAGGAGUUUUUGGUUAAAUCCAGCAAUUUAUAUUAGAGACAGGAAUAAACAUGAUCACUGCAGACGGAGGCUUCCACGCCACGCCAGAUAUUCCGCCUAAUUCCGUUUUCACUAGUAUCGACUCCAACAGACCACCCGUAUAUGCAUGCGUGAAGAGAUCGUCAAAUCUAUCCGACCAGGAUAGUGUGCCUGUAGGCGUUUGCGAUACAUGCAGGCGGGCUGUUUGGUCGUGUCACCCUUUGCGUCCACGCACAUUUGAUGUCCUCCUAAAGAGUUAUUUUCAACGGAGUAUCCAGGACGUGGGAUGAGUCAAGUGAGUUGGGCGCACUGAAAGUCGGCUCCACUACGCGUAGUUCCGCGCGUCGGUAAACACUGCGCUUGACUGACGGGGUAUUCAAUGUUUCCCGCAGUUAAACUCAUCGUUGGACAUCAAGGCCUGAACUUUUAUGAGCUUAUACCUAAGCUGAUCAGCGUUUUACCUAGCAUCGUCACAACUAGCUUCCUAAAAGACUCUAUAUGGAAUUUAAUACAGUGAGUGACCGAUCUCAUGAAAUGCUGGCUGAAAUUCUGAAAUGCUUUUUCGAUUAGGAAGGGUUACUUGGUCGCAGUUGUAAUACUGAUUAGCUAACGGCAUAAAAUUAUAACAUAUCGGACUCGGCAGGAUGUCAGCUUUGGAAUACACUGCAUUUCAAUCUCCUGUAGAAACCUAACUCGGUAAAAAAAGCCUACUUAAGUAGCAUGCAUUUUUCACAUUGAUUUUCGAUGGUUUUGCAAAUUUGAAUAUAUCUUAUAGAAACCAAAGUCAAAAAUAUGCUUUCUUUCAGUCGAUUAAUAGGGAAUCACGUCUUCUUUAUAUUUAGUACUCAAGAAAGGAGUAUAAUUACGUUUAAAAAAUGUUUCAAAUUAUGAGAUUUUUCAAGACCGUGCGAUGUCCAUUCACAUAGCAUCGUACCUGUCCGUUUACCGCUGCUCCUCAUGAAAUGUACAAAAUAGUCCGCCUCCAUUCCAAAAUUUUGUGGAUUCUAUAUGAUAUUUUUUGAAGACAUAGAAGAAUAUGUGAUUUUCUUUACGCGAAACGCAUGCACCUUUUAGAUUGAAAUCACUAACCGCUAAUGCAACGAGUGAUCAGGCUCUAAAUUAUUCGGCGGUUAGAAAACUUUUUUAAAACUUAAUUAUACUCCUUCCUCGAGCAUAAAAUAUAAAGAAGACGUAAUUCCCUAUUAAUCGACUGAAAGAAAGCAUAUUUUUGUCUUUGGUUUCUAUAAGAUAUAUUUAAAUUUGCAAAACCAUCGAACAUCAAUGGGAAAAAUGCAUGCUAUUUAAGUAGUCAUUUUUUACCGAGUUAGGUUUCUACAGGAGAUUAAAAUGCAAUGUAUUCCAAAGCUGACAUCUUGCCGAGUCCGAUAUGUUAUAAGAGUAUGCCGUAAGCUAAUCAGUAUUACAACCGCGACCAGGUAACCCUUCCUAAUCGAAAAAGCAUUUCAGAAUUUCAGCCAACAUUUCAUGAGAUCGGUCAGUCAAUGUAGACUUUACUGCCUUAAUACUAUAAAAUUGUCUAUUUCAUAUUGUUGUUUGCAAAACAAAUAUGAACUGCUUUAUUUAAUUUAAGAACUGAAGUCUCGGAAUCAGAACAGGGAAGUGUGGUUCAACGGAAUUUUUCGCAGAGGUGAUGAGGACAAGAAUUCAUACGAAUGGCAUAUCAACUCUGACAAUUUUGUUUCUGUUUCCGUCGACUGGACGCAAACAGGUAGGCAUAUGCCUUGGCGUCAUGCAGUCCAACGUUGCUCUGUUUUUGAUAUUCCCUGUGUAUGGAAAUUUUGCCGAAUAUGUCUGCAGUUACUAAGGUCGUACAUGCAGGCCCACAGGGAUUAAAUAUGUUUAUGACGUCGGUUUCCGCUCUGUUGAAUGAGCGUCGAGAUAAUUUUGCAAAGUCUUCGGCAUGCAACGUCCUGAAAAUCAAGCAAAAUAAUUAUUCGAUUGCAAUAUUUAUCACACAGAACUCCGCCUGAAUGGAUACUAUUCCAACUGUGCAAGUAAACAGGAUUCAUCGUAUUGGUCCAGUCCAAGCCUCAGAAAUAUUUCUUCUUCAAACUUGUCUAAUUUUAACAAAUGUUACCUUUCUGAUUAAAGAACACUUUUCCGUUUCAUCUUGUAGGAAACGCGCCGGAGGAAGCAGUUUGCUCUCGCUAGUUUAGAUACCCUUACUGAACUGCUGAACUCAUAUCUUAAUUCCACUUUGUGGAUUCCCUAAGUAUACUUAUAAUUCAGACUUCUUAUUCUUUAUAAAUCAGCUCGGACUAUCUUGCUGUCAGGUAACUGCAUCUGCAAAAUCAGAAAUUGUUUUACAAUUUUUUGUGCACACCAAUUUGCAUUUCGAUAGUUUGUUUGGCAAACGAAGGUCAAACCGAGAACAUAUAAGCCUAACUUUCAAAAUGUUUUCAGAAAGUAAAGUGCCACGGUCUUUUUAGUAAACAAGAGUGUAAAGCUCUGAAACCUAAGGCUAUAUGGUUUGCUAAAUAUUCAUAAACCAGACCUUCCGAUGCGGCUGGUAUAAGACGUAGGUAAUUUUCCCUAUCAUGCAAUCGCUAAGUGGCUGGAAAAAAGGCUUGGGCCAAUUCGACACAGAAUAGCGCCACGCAGUUUACGGGACACAUUUGAAUUCUUCGAUUCCACAAGACACAAACCAUAAUGGGAAAACAAUGCUGUUACUGAACUUCGCGUCUUCGUUCACUAAUAUUCCUCAUACUGAAACGAUAGAAUUUCAUGUGAUGAGAUUGUAAGAUUGGAUUUCCCAGUCGGGAUCCUAACUCUUUCGCUGUACGCUUAAUGUCCAAUUCAGAUCCGAUGGUCAAUUUUAUCGCCAGAUCGACGGCGUUACGAUGGGAUCACCCCAUAAACCACUACUAGUUGAUGCCUUCUUGGGAACAUUCGAAAACACCCAGUUCUGUCCAGUGCUCGAUACGUAGAUGACAUUUUCGCAAUAGUGAAGGAAAAGCUUGACUUGAACACCUUCCUGUAUAAAGUGAAUGUUCUACUCAAUCGAAUGCUGGAUGAAACAGUUAGUAUUUCGCAAAAAAACAUGGACAGGGCUCUACACAAAUUUCUUCAUUUUUGUUCUGCUAGGCCAGAAAAAAGCUUGGUCCAGUGCCAAUUUGAGAUAAAGCAGGUACCUUAAAUAACAAAUAUGUGGAAGGAUGCCCUCAGAAAUCUGAUGUGCCGAUGACUGAGAAGGAAUUAUUUCUCAUUGCCAUUUCGAGGGGAUCCGGCGAGCCAAUUCCCACAUCAUCGCUUAAACGCUACCAUCGUGGGCACGUACCCAGCCGCUAGAAUAAAAUUGAUUUUUAGAAGCUCUGCGUUUCUUUGACUUGAAGAUAAGGAUAGACUGUCUUUUCAGAUCUCUUCAAUGUUCAUCUACGGCUUCACUUGCUUUUGUGAGAAAGGCUAUAUUGGUCGAACAACUAGACGUCUAUCUAAGGGAUGGGAGAGCACCAUGCUGCCUGGCUAAACCAAGAUGUAGGGAAGUUCAACUCUAGCGUAAUUGUGUCUCACUUGGUUGACAGCAGCCACUGGGUAGACGUCACCCAAGCAUUCCUAGUCAUCUGUAGUGUCGACAAGCAUUCCGAUUUCCUGCGUCAGCGAUUGCUUGCGACGGCAGAGGCAAUUGCCAUACGGUGAGCCGACCCAGCCUUGUGCUCGAAUAAGGCGUUUGUACAGGCUUUAAGGCUCCCCUGGGUAAAGCAAACCCAGCAUACGUGUUCAUACCCGCCACGUCGCGUUAUUGGGCCGAAACACGGAUAGCUUACCGCCAGACACCUUCCUCCCACCCUCCCACUCCUUCUCCAUAGACCUCGAACAGAAAUAGUAUCUGGCCACUGAGCUCCGAACGCCCUUCAUCCCCCUCCCCCCUUACUGACUAUCAUUAGAUAUUCAACUUUUGCCAUUCUACCCUUAUAUUACUGCAUAGGUGUGAUGAUGCAUAAUCAUAAGCGAACGUCUGCCGGAUUUGACUUCUUAAAUUAUUAUUAAUUAGUUAUGUUGACUUUUAAAAUGCAUGUAACGUCAACACGCGGUCAUUAAACAGCACUACCAAAUUUAGUUUUUCGUUGUCAUGCAAGAAGCAUAUAUGAAUCAGAGGUUAAACUGGAGAAGCGUAAAUAUACAUCGGAACGUGUCGUUUGUAUAAGUGUGUAUUUCACAAUACUUUACCUAUGAUGAACCGAUUAUCUCGACGGAUAUCAUUAGCAGAUUUAUUGCUCUAUAUAAUGUCAUAAGCAUUUGUCACGCAAGGGUGUGCGACAGAUGAUUGCAACCCUCUUAGAUACGCAUUGAGAAAGCGCUGUCAUCUGCUUCUCUUUUGCGUACUCCUAGGUUGCGCUGUACAUAUGAAGGUCAAUUUUACAGCAACGUUUCGGAAAGUGGGGAAUGCUAAGAGAAAAAAUGUUGCUUUAAUUCACUGGACAGGAUUCUCGGGCACUACUUGAUGUUUUCAACCGCCAGAUCAGGGAGCACACACCCGGACGUAAAAUUAACAGAUGUCGCGAGAUAUUUUGGUAGGAAACUUGCGUUUUUAAUUCCUCCAAGAAACGUGCAAACGAACUGACUUGGGUAUCAUCAUCAGAAGUCAAAAAUAUGAAAUGUCAAAUUAGCGGUUUUCGUAGAAAUCUUUGGUUCAGAAGCUGACAUGGGAAGUCCCUAAAAUCGGUCUAUGACCGGACGAACUUCAGUAAAGUGAGGUAAACACGUCCGCUCUCUAUUUUUGCACACUCGAAUCCACGAGGUUAUAUUAUGUGUUUAUCUUCAACGAGACCGAAAUUCCCGUGAGCUUAUUGAUUCAGCCAUCAGACAACCAAAAAUGCAGCGUUUUGACUCCGCCUGGUCAAGUAUUUUGUCGGGACUGGUGAGCCUGGGUGGUUAUUCCACCAAUCAUCAACACUUUAAUGUAAUCGCGGUCAGUUGGGACUCGAACUCAGGCGGCCAAAUCAUCAUCGCACCGAAUCUAGACAUGGUCAAUGAAUGUCGGUACUGGUCUUUGAGCAUGCGAUUUGUAAUGAUCGAAACCAUUGAAUAUUAAGCAACGUCGGCACCAGCUGCAUUUAUUAGCCACCGCAACUGAUUAUGGAGUUAAGGAUGAAUCGAGAACUUCGUGAGGAUAAGAUUAUCAUUUCAACGACAAGGUUCUUUCAGUUCACUCUAACCGUGUAUUGUUAUGAACAGUCUCCAUUUUCUCUUCGAUCCUCCGAAGCGAAACCUUCUUCUAGCGGAAUUUUAUUAGUACAUAUAGCACUGAGUUGUUUCGGAAAUAUAGGAAUAAAUGUUUAUGUGCAGACACCGUGUAAAUAAAAACUACCUCACUGACCUGAUUCCAUAAGUUCUCAGCCGUUUGAAUAUGUCGGGACAGUAGUAUUUUACCAUUUGUGCAUGUAUUAUCAAUAAUUGCUCAUGAAUGGAAAUGGGUAUUUUUGAAAAUAACCACAUGCGAGUUCAGAUAGUUAUGAUCUAACUGUUCGUUAUACGAGACAAACACUGAAGAAAUUAUGUUGGCUCAUCUAAUUGAAUUUUUCAAGGUCCAAGCUCUAGCAGAUUGACGUAUGCUCGUCGAAAAGGAUCAAUAUAUAUGUCGUUUUCAAAAUGUAUACAUAACGCUGAACGCCUGUCGUCUCGAAGCCAUAAGGUUUCCUUCAUCUCGCUAGUUUUGCAUAGCCAAUUGACUGGAGGUUUGGCGUACGUUAUGGUUACUGAUUUCUAAAGCCUACCCUCUUUGAAUAACAAAGAAUAUCCUAAAGAUCGGAAAUAUCUCUAAUGCUCUAUCACUGUUCUGAUAAAAAGAACGCGUGGGAUUUUUCCGGAGAACAGCAUGUUGUCUCCUGAAGACUCUGAAGUUAUUUUUGUUUAUAACCACUUUUCAGUGGGUUCGCUGUUAUUUUGAGUCCUGCUAGGCCUCUGUGGGGGUGAUGGACAAGCACAGUUAAGUGGGCUAACGAAGUGCAAAUAAAUAAGUCCUCGAAUUUAGCUCUUCUGCACUUCAGUUUAAAACUUCUUCUGAAUUUGAUCCGAUUUAUGGUUUGGUUCUUAUUUGUUAGGGUUGCUGCACGAUCAUGACACAUCUCAGCCCUUCUGCAUUGUUUACUUGUUGUCUGAAUGAGCUGUGUCCCGCGCAUCGUUUGUUAAAUAAUUUAUGAUGAAAGCAAUAUUCCAACAACUUGCAUUUUACACUGCUGAUGUUCUCGCGAAUCAAUUGAGGUUUGCGUUCUUAGCUAUGCAUACCAUGGUUUAUGAUUUUUUCGAACCCCCACAGAUUGAAGCAAUGUUUUCCCGGAAAAAAAAUUUGAACAAGGCAAAGGCGACAAAGCAUGCAGAAUUUACUGACGUCAUAUAUUUCGAGACCACUCAUUCAGCUGCACACGGUCAUUGCAUAGUUCUAUGACAGGCAAACUGUGUAGUCAACGAUCGACCUAGAGAGAUGAAACUUUAUAGGUAAUCUGAAACAUGGGUCUAGUAUGCAGCCUACAUACGGCGAGAGAAAGCCGGCCUUUACAAGCAGUUAAACUAUGUGAUCAAUCUGCAAUUGCCUUGAUAGUCUUCAUUCUUCCAUCAACUCCUGACUGUGGUUUGUCUUAAAGUUUCUUCCUAUUCUUUCCUAUAUGAUGUUUACGACAAGCUCUUUUAUGUUAUCACACGUUGUAGUGAACCCUGGCCCUGUUAUUAUGCAUUGACAUUGAAUAUUAGGUUUCUGCAGAAAUGUUGAAUAUUUCAUACAUGUUUAGCCAAACGAAACUGCGACAAUUACAACGUGGAUCAGAUUCGACGACAAGAUUUUUAUUUAUACGACGCAGUUGCAAGGCGACCACUUGCCUACAAUCAUUAAGAGCGCAGAUGUUUACCGCUGGGCGCCGUAUUCCAUACGAUGAUUGCUUGCCCGUUAUUUUCCGAGUCGCUUAUUUCCGUGAUUUCAUCACCGCCGUUUAUUCUUAGCCUGAUAAUUACUUGACAGUGGAAGAAUUACCGACAUGUAGUUUCGUCUUAAUUCUUGGCGUGUUGGCACCGCAACAUGAGUCAUCCUCAUCAUUUGCUAUGAACUUGCUAGGCGACCUCCCGCCCAGGAUUUAAAAGUACUUGGUUAAAAUACACUUUAUGCGGACUGCUGUAGGAAUAUCAUGUGGGCGUUUGACCCUCACUGUUGUAGUUAGGAUCUCACUCGAUCCCAUUCUGUCCGCCCCCAGCUUGCUAAUGGCGGCAACGAACGCUCUGUCCUAUGACACAAGCUGGCGGGCGGGCAGAAUUGGAUCGAGUGAUAUCCUUACCACAACAGUGAGGGUCAAACGCCCACUUGACCUGCUUAUAUAUCUCACAUCAUAAGGCCUAUGACGUACUGAUGAUCGGUAACGACCGUGAAACAGCUGUCUGCGUCUGGCCUGUUGCACUCUUUGCCAGCUGCCUAUGCUGUAGGGACACCUAACUGGAAUUCAAGCAAUCUUCCAUGUGGUGUACAUAGUAGGUGCAAAAGCAUACAGUUAGUCGUAUACUUUAGGGUAAGGUGAUACCAUACCAACAGCACAGGUACUAACCGAAAAGCCCAUACACGCGUGUUUCGACGAUAUUCUGCCGCUGCAUGGCGCAGCAGCAAGGAGUUCGACUCGUCAGUGGGUCUCCCAGCAUUCCCCAUGUGUUUUCUGGUAGAUACUCCAAUUUAGAAAUUGUCGCUUUCUAAUUUCCUCAGAAAUUAUCUUCGAAGUUGGAGUAGAUCCGCCUAUUCAAGAUCUAUAGGCGACAAUUUCUAAAUUGGAGUAUCUACCAGAAAACACAUGAGGAAUGCUGGGGGACCCACUGACGAGACGAACCCCUCGAUGCUGCGCCAUGCAGCGGCAAAAUAUCGUCGAAACACGCGUGUAUGGGCUUUUUGGUUAGUACCUGUGCUGUUGGUAUGGUAUCAUCUUACCCUAAAGUACGUUUUUUGUCUCUAUAGUAUAUAUAAUAACAAGUAAAUGGUAAAAUCUUCCUAGUACCGAUAAGUAGUAACAUAAAUAAACCAAGAAUAACCUAUUGGAUGAGUGUGUGUUACUGUCGACGAAUAUAUCUCUUUAUGAUUGGUAAUAGGAAAACAAGUACUUUUAGUUCUACAAGGAAUUCCUUAGAAUUUACAAUAACUUGUUUUUCAUUAUGUUUGGUAUCCUUCAAUCGUCGAUUUAAACUGCAGACAACGAUGCUUGAACAGCCACUUAAACAAUGUCCCGCAGCUAUUUCAAAUCAUGAGUACCUGUUGUUCUCCUACCAUUGCUUCCUGUGCGAAAUCAUAGACUGUAGUAUUUCUUUUAUUUUCAGACUUUUAUCACUCUUAGCACUGUGUUUGCACGCUCGGACUAUAUUUUUCCCAGUAUUAACACAUUUAAUUUAGAAGCUCCGAAUUAGUACCUGACAAUUACCUGCAAUUACUGUAUAUUCGGCGCUCUAGAAGAAUUUCCACAGCUUAUCAUUCACUAUGCGAUAGAUUGUUCCGUCAGACAUGAAGAAGGCCUUAAGGCAGCCUUCCCGAUUCAUUGUAUUUGCUUUGUAGAAUCAGCUCGAUGAUCACGAUCGGCAGAUCAUGUGGAAUAGAAGUAAAGAGGGACGUGACAUCCAAAUGUAGCAUGACCCACUUUAGGAGACGGUAGGGCUCGGGUACACUGUGUGCUUUUCACUUUCGCACUAUUUUCGCUUUUGGCGGGUCUUUAAAAUUUGCCACUUUGGUCUUCUUCUGGCUUCUCAGCACGUUAGUUAGGCUUCGGCUUACCCUUUCGGCAUUCGGGUUUGCCAAUCAGGCUGGUUUUACGGGCUGUUAGCUGUGGGGUUAGCGCUGUAGGCUAGGGUUGGGUGAGAUAUUAGGGUUAAGUUUACGGUUAGGUCUAAGUUUCCGGUUCAGGUAAGGAUUAGGAUUUUAGGUUAAGGUUAUGAUAUAGGUUUGUGUUUUGGCUCAGGGUAAGACUUUGGUUAGGUUUUGUGUUUGGGUUAUCAUUAAUGUCAAGUUCAGGGUGAGGGUUAGAUUAAUGGUUUGGUUUACUUCUAUUUUUACAAUGUCCUGAAGUCGUCGAACCCAUUGCCGUGUCCUUCACCUGCUCGUUGAUAAUCCCGUCAAACGUAAAGUGUGCCUUGAUACAGAUUCUCCCUUUCAUCGUAUGUGCUUUGUUAAGGCAGUUUGGUGGUCUUGAUCGCCAGAUCAUGAGGAUUGAAAGUGAAGAGGAAGGGGACAUACCCCUAGAAGUUGCUCCUGGAAUUGUGUUCACGAAGUGGCAGUGGUGAUUGACUCAGCGAUCAGGAAUUUGAGAGACGCAAACAGCCAAUUUACUAAUGAAUACGUUCGCCGUCUUCUUGCACCACUUGGGGCCGUAGCUAUACACAGACCGAAGACAACCUUAUGGCGUCAGAUAACGAAGCGAAAUACCCAUUAAGACGGCAAAAAUCGUCUGGAAUCGUUUGUAGGAUGUGAUACAGUUGCGGAAAAAGUAACUACGUUAAAUAGACGGAAGUCUGAAUCCAACGCGAAUUGUAGGACACAUGGCAGCAUUGAGGAGAAAUGAAGCUAGCUCUCGAGUAGCGACACAUUCGACGAGAUCCGGUCACACAUUUAAAUUCGUGGUGGUCAAAAUUCCCGUUAGAUGUGACAACCGCGUGAGUCGUGAGCUUCUCGAGUCAUGGUUCAGUGGCCUUUGAGUUUUCUGACAUGUAUAAUGACCUUCCCUUGCAUAUUAGGUGCUGUGGUUUUGACUUGGAGGAGUAAUUAGUCAGGUUGGGAGGGCACAGGCAAACACUGUUCCCAACGCCAGUAUCGGUAGGCGAAAUAGUCGAGCAAUCGUCACACCAACCCGUGAUGAAAUUGCGCUAAUUAUUGACUCGAUUAGAAGCCAUCAAGCAGUCAUCACAUAAAGUGAAUCAAUACAUGAUGAAUGAGACAGACGUGAAUUUCAAUUUAUAUGUGGUGGCAUAGCGACUGCAUCCUGUAGCUGCUGGAGCCCCAUGUGCAUGAACUGCUCGUAUCUGCUAGUGUCUCUGAUGAUGGGUUCGAAUGGCAAUCCAGAACGUCAGGCGAAUAAAGUUCUUGUUUCUUUGAUCGUGUCUUCUCCCUCACGACUGCUUCCUGGGAUUUGUUACUUCGCUUUCAUUGACGCCAGGUUCAUUCUCCUUGCAGGCCAUCACACAGUGAGAAUUAAUGAAUACUUUGCGAAAAUUUCCAGCAACGGCAGCGGGUUGUACAUUCAAUUGCGCUUUACACCCGGAUUCAAUGACCCUAUGAAUUUUCUCACUCCGAUGUUUCAUUCAUUUGGACUUCCGCGUUCACUAGCCUACGGCAAAGAACCGUAAUCGCGGCAUCGAUACUGGCGUCCUCAUUUUUUUGGGAGAUCACAUCCUACGUCGGUACAUGGACCUUUGGUUCCAAAUGUCAGUUAGGGGCUUGACGUUUGAAAAUGUCCCCUACUUUCCCCUUAACCCAACUCUUUAUUUUUAGAUGAUCUCGAAUAUCUGCGGUCCCAAACGUCCUCUUCGCUUCUUACUUAAUUAUACCUGAUAAGUGACGAUAGUGCCUUUAGUGGUAAACAUAACCUUAAUCCAAACCAAGUGAAUAAUUUACAAACCACUACAAUUCUAGGAAGCCAAGUAAUCACGCAAUGUUCAUUAUUUACGCCAGUGCACUAAGCUGUGUUCAUGCCAUCCGUCUGUAAAAAAACUGUACUCUGCAAAAAAACGACUUUUCAUAAUGCAUAAAUUUGUUUCACUGACUUUCGAUGCCCAUAUAAACCCAAAUAGAGAACAUGUAUAAAAAUACUCACUGUUUUACUUAUUUGGUUCAAAACUACGCCUUCUUCCAAAUUCAUGCCUAAUGAAAGGGUACUAAUUGGUUUUCAAUAAGUUUCAAACUGUGAGAUAUUUAAGGCCUUGAACUGCCCGUUCAAAGAACAUCAUGUCUUUAAAUUUACUAAUAUUGUUUGUAAAGUCCACAAUGUAAAUCAAAUAAACUGCCAAAUUUUGUGAACCUCAUCGGCUGCUCCUAAUGGCGUAUAGAAAUUCUUGAUUUUCUGUAAACGGAGAGUAUGCGGCUUGCAGUUUGGAAACCUUGAACGCAAGUGCAACGGCAUGCAGUGUUCAAAAUUAUUCAAGAACAAGAAAAGGUUUUAAAACCGAAUUGCGCCCGAAUUUCAAGUAUAAAAUUUGAAGGGCAUCAAUAAUCAGUAAAAAAAAUCCACAAUAUAUGAUAAGCCAUUUUUAGGGUGCCGUUUUUUGCAGAGGGAGGGCAAAAAGAUCGUUCAAAAGUAGACGUCCUGAAAUAACUGAAAAAACAUAGAAUCAUGCUGCACGGUAAAUAUGGCUACAACCCCACUUAAGUAAUCUUUUCGAGUCGAUAGCGCAGUGCAGAAUUUGGGUAGCAUUUCACGAGUUAAUACACUAACCGUAUGUAUGAGCGAAUAAAUACUAGAUCUGCAGCACAAAGAAUGGCCGGUGGCGAGUCAGGGAUAAAUUUUUCUUCGGAGAAAUGGUGAACAAGUUGCGCCAGGUGUGUGAGAGCAUAUUUGUGAUUUUGGUCUCAACUGGCGGUCAGUGAUAUGGUUGACUGAAUGAGGGCAAAAAAGCCUACUCACAGACUCUGUCCUCCAAAUUUUAAUGUAUUUAUACGUGUGCGUAAAUAUUGAAAAUCCGGAUAUCCUUUUGCGCUUGCCACCCCGUCCUACCCCGAAGAAGACGAUGAAGAAGAGAGGGCGAGUUCGUGGACAAACUUGUAAUUCUUCAGACGAUUGGCAGAGUAUUCCCAGUUUCCAUCAUCCCUGUGGUGCAGUUGCUGUUUCGCUAGUGAUAGGACAAUUAAAUUCGUCGUCUGCGUAGUAGAAUAACCAUAUAAUUAUAAAGGCAAAACUACUAAAACGUCAAAAGUUAGGCCAAAAAAGAUUUGGACGAACAAAAAGAUUGUCCACGUAGGCGACUGACUAAAUAAAACAGCGCAAACAAAAUGGAUUCAUAAAACAGCUCCUUGUUAAGCGUUGAGAUAAAUAAACUGGAAUAGGAUCACGUCCAGCAUAGCGCUUGGCCAAAAAAUAACAGCAGGAGUUUACAUUUCAAAAAAGGGUUCACGUGUACUUGCAAUUCUUUUCUUGUUUUCUGCACUAUUCGAGAUGCGGCUGUUUAAGGCAAACAGGAAUUGGCUUGAUAACGCUGAUAGGGACAUUACAAAAAUAAAAACUUUCGUAAGGUCGUAUUUUGGUACGUUCGACAGUGACUACUACGCAUGAAUAGGAUUAGCAGGUGCAAUCGUAAACACACCACUUUGUCUGUGUCAAAAGGACGUACCUUCCAUAAAAUUUCUUUGAUUUCUCCUUUGCUGAAAUACUGUAAGUUUCAAGGCGCCCUCGAAAUCUAGGUAAAUAUUACAUCAUUUUCAUUUUGCCCAAUGAACCGCACAUAAAGGUGGAUUCCGUAUUGAGUGUCAUACAGAACACAUAGCAUAUGCCAUUUCUAUAAAGCACUUAUCAACUCAGUAAGUGCUUAGGUUUUCUCUGUACUGCGGAUGACCCCUUGGUCCUAGUUGUAGAUUUAAUCAGGUAUGAAACCUCAUUGGCAGGGAAAAUAACCGACCAGAAAGAAAGCCGUCAAGGAAUAUGCUGUGGACUGGUUAAACAAUAUUCUUCAAUAAGCCACCUCCUUAAGAGCAGUUGAAUAUGAUAGGUCGAUGGCGGACCUGCUAUACUUCAGGGUAAGGUCAAGGAACAAAUUGAAAUGUUUGGUCGGCUUUCAUACUCUCCUGAAAAAUAAACAUACGGUUUCUGCUAUUAACGAUCACGCCUUCCUCCCAUUUUAUAUUGAAGACAUUUUUUGUAAUAUUUACUUGCAUUAAGGCAUUGUUCUAUGAUUAUAACUGCGCAGCAGGAUGGUCACAUAAGUACUAUGUUAUUGCUAAAACUCUCAAUCUUCUGCCCGUACCGUUUAUUAAUUGUGUGUCAGUGGGAGGCAGACUAUACGACACUUUUUCCUCAUGCUUAUAAUUGACAUAGCUAUCCGAUUGAUGGCUGUUUCGCGGUAGGUUAUUGAGUAUUUGCAAAGGACAUGGAAUAGUGCAGAUUUGAAAAUGUGACUUAUUUAAAUCAAUAAAGCGGCUCCUCUUUGCUGUCUAACCCCCUCAUUGAACUGGUCAAAACUCUUUCCGUUAUGCGUUGUGCUUCUCCGAAAUACAUGUGUGCGUGUUUGCUUCCUAUUUCAGAGAUCUAGUCUCUUAUUUCCUAGUUCCUUUCACCCAUUUUCACCUGAGAGGAAGACGACUAUCUAUUCCACUGUGCUGCAAUCAUUCUCGUUCUCAAAAAUACACACUAUAUGCAAGAUCGCUCUAGGUAAGCCUAGGCGUUUCAAGCCAACACUUGGUUCAUGCAUGACGAAAGCGUUCUCAAGAGGGAAGAAAAUUUCGUCCUAUUCCCAGUGCAGAAGCCGCACAGCGGCCUGACAAAUUAGAUUAAUUUACAGACUGAAUGUUGCCGCAUUGUGUUCCUGCAAAAGCACCUCCAUCUAACUCGCAGCCAGCUACCCAUAUCUUCUUCACCUCCAGUCAGUAAAUUAGAGCCUCUAGUACUGUAAACAGACGUCGCUGGUCUUAUACGGAGGCACCCCUAUCCCGUGUACACAGCCCGUGGGAAAAGAUUGAAGGUAGAAUUUCAGUCAGGAUCAACACCACCACCACCGCCACUACCACCACCACAACCACCACCACCACCACCACCGCCACCACCACCAUCACCAUCACCACAACAACCCCGUUCGUCCCGUCCCCAAGUGUGCCACGCAGGGCGCGAUCGGUGCUCACUGUGCAAUUUGCACACGCGCGCAUCAAUCCCACCCACAUUCAUUUACCUGCGGGCGCGCAAUCGAUAAGCAUGUGACCUGCAUUUACACACUCUCUUGCCUUCAGCACUUAAGUGCGGCAUCCAAUAGCCGAGAGGCACGAUCGUCUAGCUCCCUCGUCUCGUACAGACAACUGUCAGACCAGGCGGAACCCACGUCUCGACAGCACACUGUCUGGCAGUACAUUUAUUUUUCUGUCCCGUAUGAACUUCUCACCUUUCUAGACUUCUGCCAGCCGCUUAA